Messenger RNA from Gossypium raimondii (Peruvian cotton), 1758 nucleotides. Its product is annotated as AP2-like ethylene-responsive transcription factor At2g41710. The record is from RefSeq and is a predicted model, not a curated record. The coding region runs from base 196 to 1464 and encodes 422 amino acids. Gene Ontology annotation, biological process: regulation of DNA-templated transcription. NCBI's taxonomy places the organism in Eukaryota, Viridiplantae, Streptophyta, Magnoliopsida, Malvales, Malvaceae. The transcript has 9 exons. Gene Ontology annotation, molecular function: DNA binding; DNA-binding transcription factor activity.
GAACUGCCCAGGGCACCGUCGUAAAUUCCCCAUUUCCUUCGUCCCAUAUUUUUGUUCCUCCACAGUGAAAAUCAGACCCAAACGUCAAAACAAAACCCCAAAAAUCCGACGCUUCACUGUCUCUCAACUUCACUGUUUCCUCUUUGGUACCUUGUAAUUCUUUCUCUUAGGCUUAGGGUUUCUUUUUCUUUAAACAUGGCUUCGACGUCAUCUUCUGAUCCUGGGAUGAAAGCGGAAGCCAGUGGCGGAGAGAAUUCCGAGACUGUGAUAGCAAACGAUCAACUUUUACUGUGCAGAGGAUUGAAGAAAGCGAAGAAAGAAAGAGGCUGCACUGCUAAAGAACGUAUCAGUAAGAUGCCGCCUUGCACCGCCGGCAAACGCAGCUCCAUUUACCGUGGAGUCACCAGGCAUAGAUGGACUGGUCGUUAUGAAGCUCACCUUUGGGAUAAAAGUACUUGGAAUCAAAACCAGAAUAAAAAAGGGAAGCAAGUCUACUUAGGGGCAUAUGAUGAUGAGGAGGCUGCUGCAAGAGCUUAUGACCUUGCUGCUUUGAAAUACUGGGGUCCUGGGACGCUCAUUAAUUUUCCGGUUACUGACUAUACUAGGGAUCUUGAAGAGAUGCAGAAUGUGUCAAGAGAGGACUAUCUUGCAUCUCUUCGAAGAAAAAGCAGUGGUUUCUCAAGAGGAAUUUCUAAAUAUCGUGGUCUUUCAAGUCGUCGGUGGGACUCCUCAUUUGGCCGUGUUUCGGGAUCUGAAUACUUCAAUAGUAUACAUUAUGGUGAUGAUACUACCAAAGAAAAUGAUUACAUUGGUGGUUUUUGCAUUGAGAGAAAGAUUGACUUAACGGGUUAUAUUAAGUGGUGGGGAACCAACAAAACUCGUCAAGCAGAAGCUGGAACAAAAUCUUCUGAGGAAACUAAAAAUGCAUGCCCAGAAGACAUUGGUAGUGAACUUAAAACAUCAGAGUGGGCAGUGCAGCCUACUGAACCAUACCAAAUGCCCCGUCUGGGCACAUCCCUUGAAGGUACAAAAUGCAAAGGGUCCUCUGUCUCUGCCUUGAGUAUAUUGUCCCGGUCUGCUGAUUUCAAGAGCCUGCAAGAGAAAGCACUGAAGAAACAAGAACAAAAUUCUGAUAAUGAUGAGAAUGAGAACAAAAAUACUAUAAACAAAAUGGAUUACGGUAAGGCAGCUGAAAAAUCAGUAAAUAAUGAUACUGGAGGUGACAGACUUGGAGCUGCAAUGGGGAUGACUGGUGGGUUAUCAUCUCUUCAGAAAAAUGUGUUCCCUUUGACUCCCUUCUUGUCUGCUCCACUUCUCACCAACUACAAUACAAUUGACUCCUUGGUGGACCCUGUGCUUUGGACAUCUCUUGUUCCUGCUCUUCCUACUGGACCAUCUCGUAAUCCUGAGGUUACAAAGACGGAGACGAGUUCGACAUAUACCUUCUUUCGGCCUGAGGAAUGAGUAAUUCGGGUGCAAUGGGAGGAAUAUAUAUUUUGCUUGAAUUCUUAUUUUGCAGAUUUCUUUUUUUAUAAGACACAGGCCAGUUUAUCUUUAGAACGAGACUUUUGCAAUACUUCCUCAAGUUCUGAGAGCAUAUACGAAGAAAAUUUUGGUGUAUAUUGUAUAGUAUGCAAGACAUACCACGUGUAUUAUCUGGUAAUGUUACAGUUGAGAUAUGAAUUGGUCUUUGUAAUCAAAUUAAAAUUGGUCUAAUUAAGAAUUUUAUACGAAGUUAGCCCCUUCAGUUGAUCAGAA